AAGUACAAAGACACAAAGAGAAGAGCCGAGUGCACACUGCAGGAUCCACAGUGUGUUUCAGGAGCGCUGAUAGAUGUAGCCGAGCACCUGGGCUCUCUGAAGUACAAAGUGUGGGAGAAGAUGCUGGGGAUUGUUCAAUACACUCCAGUGACUCUGGAUCCCAACACAGCACACCCUGCUCUGAUACUGUCUGAGGAUCUAACAAGUGUGAGACUCAGCAAUGAGAGACAGCAGCUUCCUCACAACCCACAGCACUUUGAUCGCUGUGUCAGUGUGCUGGGCUCUGAGGGGUUCACCUCAGGGAAACACUGCUGGGACGUGGAAGUAGGGAACAAACCUGACUGGGAUCUGGGUGUGACAAAAGAGUCCAGCCAGAGGAAAGGGAGCAUCACUCCGAACCCAGGAGCAGGAUACUGGACUAUAGCCCUGAGGGGUGGGGAUCAGUACAAGGCAGGGACCUCACCAGAGACACGACUCACUCUGGAGAAGAAACCCCAGAAGAUCAGAGUUCAGCUGGACUGUGACGGAGGGGAGGUGACAUUCUUUGACGCCAGUGAUAUGAGACCCAUCUACACUUUUAAACACAGACUUACUGAGAGAAUGUUUCCAUAUUUCUGGUCUGGCUUCCCAAACUCUGCCCCCCUCAGAAUCUGCCCCGUGAAGGCAGUUAUAAAACUGGACUAGCCCGAUGUGUUCAGGAUGAACAAUAGGGCUGUAUAAUAAUAAUAAUAAUAAUAAUAAAUAAUAAUAAUAAUAAAUAAUAAUAAUAAUAAUAAUAAUAAUAAUAAUAAUAAGACUGACCCUGCUGGCUGCUGCACACUGAUAGGGCUGUAUAAUAAUAAUAAUAAUAAUAAUAAUAAGACUGACCCUGCUGGCUGCUGCACACUGAUAGGGCUGUAUAAUAAUAAUAAUAAUAAUAAUAAUAAUAAGCCUGUGACCCUGCUGGCUGCUGCACACUGAUAGGGCUGUAUAAUAAUAAUAAUAAUAAUAAUAAUAAGCCUGUGACCCUGCUGGCUGCUGCACACUGAUAGGGGUGUGAGGGGUGGCAGUGACAGGUGAAGAGUUUCACUGAAGCUCAUUUCCUCCUGGGUUAAAGGGUUCACCAGUAAACCAGUAAGAACAGGAUCAGGUUGUGUGGUUUCCUGAAGGUG
This is a messenger RNA of Acipenser ruthenus (sterlet), 1151 nucleotides long. RefSeq names its product zinc-binding protein A33-like. The record is from RefSeq and is a predicted model, not a curated record. The transcript has 3 exons. Gene Ontology annotation, molecular function: protein binding. The annotation marks the transcript as partial. NCBI's taxonomy places the organism in Eukaryota, Metazoa, Chordata, Actinopteri, Acipenseriformes, Acipenseridae.